This is a messenger RNA of Lineus longissimus, 2697 nucleotides long. RefSeq names its product serine/arginine-rich splicing factor 7-like. The transcript is spliced from 5 exons. Lineage: Eukaryota; Metazoa; Nemertea; Pilidiophora; Heteronemertea; Lineidae. Bases 141 to 1055 code for a protein of 304 amino acids. The record is from RefSeq and is a predicted model, not a curated record. Gene Ontology annotation, cellular component: U1 snRNP; precatalytic spliceosome; U2-type prespliceosome. Gene Ontology annotation, molecular function: zinc ion binding; mRNA binding; U1 snRNA binding. Gene Ontology annotation, biological process: mRNA splicing, via spliceosome.
UAUCAGAGUUUUAUGUUUCAGAACAACCAGAGGUUAGCAUACAAUAUCGGGCCCGCCCGGACACGAGGAAAGACUAGCUAUGGAGCAGGGACUUCCAUCUGAUCAAGAACCGAAUAUAUAUCGCGCCCUGAUCGUCAACGAUGGGUCGUCGGAGUAGAAGUAAUUCCUAUGACAACAGAUACAGUCGCAGCAGAAGCCGGAGCAGAGGGCGGAGCGACAACUACAGGCAACGGAGCUUUAGUCGGAGUCCGUCACCCGAGGGCCACCGUGUUCAUGUCGCAGAUUUGGGCAUCGACGCUACAAAGAGAGAUAUCGAGAAAGCAUUUGAGAGGUUUGGGCCCAUGUCGGAAGUAUGGCUCGCACGGAACCCUCCAUGCUUUGCCUUUAUUGUAUUCAAAUAUCGAGAUGAUGCGGAUGAGGCGAUCCGAGAAAUGGAUGGGAAAGUGAUUCACAAUUCGCGAGUAAAAGUCAGCAUAGCCCGACCACGCACCAGGGGUCGUCGUCGUCGAGGUUUCGAUCCAAACCUUCGUUGUUACCAGUGCGGUGAAAAGGGGCAUUUUUCCCGCGACUGUGAUGGCGGAGGUAGAAGGCGUCCGUCGUUUAGUUGGAGGCGAUCCAGGAGUCGUUCUCGCGACAGGGGCGGCUGGAAUCGCCGAUCGCGCUCAAGAUCGCACGACAGAAAUCGCCGUUCCCGCUCAAGGGACCGCAGGUCAAGGCGUCGGAGUCACUCGCGCUCCCGUACCCCUGAGAAACGUCAUUCGAGGUCAAGGUCUCGGGAUAAACGCUCAAGAUCUAAAUCCCCAAAGUCGAAGAGCAAGAAGUCUAGUUCCAGAUCCCCGUCUAAAGCGGCAAAAAGCAGGCACAGCAGAAGUCGGUCUAAGUCACGAUCAAGAAGCCGCGAUCGUGCCAGAAGUCGUGACCGUGGUCGCAGUCGGUCACCAUCCAAAGGUCGCAGCAAGUCGAGGUCACUUUCGCGCCACCGUAGCAAGUCGAGGUCGCACUCUCGACAUGCUUCAAGAGAAGGUCGGAAAUCCAAUUCGGCCAAACUCGAGUAGAAAAUAACGGAGACUUAAGGCAGUCUUUUGAAGGUUUUUUGUUCGAUGUGACUUGCUUCUUCAAAACCCCGAAGGUUGAAAAUAGAUGGCAAAUAUUUAGCUGUUAUCAACAAAGUAACAUAAAAUUUCCAUAUCUCCUGUAAGACUCCUCCAAAAAAGAAAAAAAUGCUAAAAUUUGUGGGAAAAAAAUGUUGGACAAUUUUUCUUCAUGUUAUCUUUUGAAUGGGUAAGUAGGGGUACAUCAAACAAAGAACUUUUUAAUAGCGGCCAAAAUGUAGUGUUCACCAUAUGAGCACAUUCCAGUGUUAAAUGCUAUGAAGCAAUCAUUAGCAGAACAAAUCGAAUGAUAUUUUGAGUUCAUGUUAGAUGGUAUAAAGGGCGUCCCAAAGAUGUUGCAAUCGAAAAUACUCGUCCAUGCUGUGCUUCAUGGACAACAGAUGUUGGCAUUUCAGUCAUGCAGUGUACGUGGUAAUUUUGCCUUGGGUGGGCCUGUGUCUUGUUGUUAGGGAUAGCGCUUGGUUUUCGUCAUGGCGUUCCUUGUGGAAAGGUUUGGCAACGUUGAACAGACUUGCAUCAAAACAGGCCUUGCAUCGUUAUCAAAAUACAUAUGGCACUGAAGAGUUAAAUAUUGUACUCGACACUAAAUUUCUCUUUUGUAAUCCUCGUGUAUCAUUUAGAAGUAGGUCUUCGGUGUAUCACGAUGUCUGGUCCCUUAAUAGUUUGAAAUCAUGUCAGAAAUGGUGACAUUUAAUCGAAUGCAUUUUAAUUUUGAAGUUGAGGAUGAAUAUUGAACUGUAAUAAGCAAAAAGAUACAGUGCUCUGAUGAGCUUGCAGAAAGAAAGAUAGUUCAGUGUUAUUUGUGCAGGUUCGUUAAACUUCAUUAUAGAGAUUUUAGAAUUUGUCAAGAUUACUCAUUUUAAUCUCGAUAAAGGUCUUCAAGGACAUCAUUUGGAGGUCAGCAAUUACAUGUUUAGAAAAGUACCCAAGAGUGCAAGCCAAUUCACUUUGCUCCAAAACCUCCAGCACUUUUCUAUUAUUUAGUGAUUCUGCAUUAUGUUGUCAGUAUUAGGGACUGUAGCAAAUUGAAGAGUGAUCGAUAUAUACCCAAAAACAGGAGAAUGUUUCGUUCAGGAAGUGGUGGCAGCACGUGCAACUCUAGCAUACUAUUCUCGAUCAAAUAAAUUGAGACCGCUGCCACUAAAAUGUGACCCACUACAUCAAAAUGAGUCGCAUGUCACUUCGAGCUUGACAGGUUGAGAUGGACUGGUUGUUCAUUUCACUGUUGUCUGCCUUUUGUGACAUCUGAGUACAUCAAUUUCUUCUAUAAUGUCCUGGUGUCACUUUCGGCUCAUCUUCUGUGUGACAUGCGACCCAUUUUGCCAUGGUGGGUCACAAAUGAGGUGCUGUAUAAUACUGUGUGUUAGAUGAUGUCUCAAGGAAGACUGUAUACGUAAGCUCGAAGUUUUGACCUGGAGCGAAACCAUUCGUUACCGGUAUUUUUUAACUCGUGUAAGUUUGCUACAGUCCAUAAUUUGUAAAUGUGAGGGUCUUGGUAAAGCUGUUGACCUUGUAAAAUAUGUUGUAAUCAUUAGUGGUCCUGGUCAUGGCAUUUGUAUCAAUAAAGUGUUUUGAGUAUCUUAAA